Uloborus diversus is the source of this 886-nucleotide messenger RNA. RefSeq names its product AP-1 complex subunit sigma-2-like (gene AP-1sigma). Gene Ontology annotation, cellular component: membrane coat; intracellular membrane-bounded organelle; AP-1 adaptor complex. The transcript is spliced from 5 exons. Gene Ontology annotation, biological process: vesicle-mediated transport; intracellular protein transport. Lineage: Eukaryota; Metazoa; Arthropoda; Arachnida; Araneae; Uloboridae. The record is from RefSeq and is a predicted model, not a curated record. The coding region runs from base 134 to 607 and encodes 157 amino acids. Gene Ontology annotation, molecular function: clathrin-cargo adaptor activity.
GCCGACAACUUGACAGAUUCUAAUGGCCGAUGCCUGAGUCUGACAACAUUUUAUAAUUUUUUCGCCAUAAAUAAAUAAUAUUGAUUUAUACGAUUUUUUCGUGAUCUGGACUUGACAAGAAAUCUCAUUAAAAAUGAUGCAAUUUAUGCUGCUUUUUAGUCGGCAAGGAAAACUCCGUCUUCAAAAAUGGUAUGUUGCACAUCCUGAUAAAUUGAAGAAAAAAAUUACAAGAGAACUUGUAACUACAAUUCUUGCCAGAAAACCCAAGAUGUGUUCAUUCUUAGAAUGGAGAGAAUUGAAAGUUGUCUACAAAAGGUAUGCAAGUUUGUAUUUUUGCUGUGCUGUUGAGCAGUGUGACAAUGAGCUUCUUACGUUGGAAAUUAUUCAUCGUUAUGUGGAGCUGCUCGACAAAUACUUUGGAAGUGUUUGUGAAUUAGAUAUAAUCUUUAAUUUUGAAAAAGCUUAUUUUAUUUUGGAUGAACUCUUACUUGGAGGUGAAGUACAAGAAACAAGUAAAAAGAAUGUUUUAAAAGCAAUUGCUGCUCAAGAUCUACUACAAGAAGAGGAGACACCUCAAGGAUUUUUUGAGGACCAUGGCCUUGGCUAGUUGCUGUUGCUCUGCAUGAAAUUCCGGAAGAUGCAACUAGAAUGUGAAGAAUAGCUGUGAGAUAAAUCCCUAAGAAGCACAGUGAUGUGUUCUCUAGGUAUGCUGAUCGUCUGUAUCAAAAUUAUUUCAAAUUUCUGCUCCUAUUUUACUUUUGCUUACAUUAGAAUUUUCAAAUAUAUAUGCAAAAUAUUUGAUAAAAGUUGAUUGGUGAAAAAUAUAUUGUAAAAUGUUUAUAAAACUAUUUUAAUAAAAGUUACAACAGAAUUUGUGUUAGUUUAC